Messenger RNA from Calidris pugnax (ruff), 650 nucleotides. Its product is annotated as feather keratin Cos1-1/Cos1-3/Cos2-1. Gene Ontology annotation, cellular component: intermediate filament. The transcript has a single exon. The coding region runs from base 25 to 351 and encodes 108 amino acids. Lineage: Eukaryota; Metazoa; Chordata; Aves; Charadriiformes; Scolopacidae. Gene Ontology annotation, molecular function: structural constituent of cytoskeleton. The record is from RefSeq and is a predicted model, not a curated record.
CAGGUGCACCUCUGGCCCAGAGACAUGUCCUGCUACAACCAGUGCCAGCCCUGCUGCCCACCCUGCCUGCCCUGCCAGCCCUGCGGCCCGACCCCGCUGGCCAACAGCUGCAAUGAGCCCUGUGUCAGGCAGUGCCAGAACUCCAUCGUCGUCAUUGAGCCCUCCCCCGUGGUGGUGACCCUGCCUGGACCCAUCCUCAGCUCCUUCCCGCAGAACACCGUGGUGGGCUCCUCCACCUCCGCUGCCGUUGGCAGCAUCCUCAGCUGUGACGGAGUCCCCAUCAACUCUCCCUGCUGUGACCUCUCCUGCAUCACCAGCCGCUACUGUGGCAACAGAUGUCAGCCCUGCUAAACCUGCUGGCAACAUCCGGAGCAAGAACCUCCCAAGGCCUCAGAACAUGAUGCUGGAAAGGAGAUAGAGCUUCAGGCCGUUUUUUCCUCGUUCUGCUCUCUUCUCUCUCUUUUCCUUAGCUUUCCUGUCACCACCUGCCAAUGCCAGCUUAGUGGCAACCUGUUGGCCUCCUUCCCUCUUCCGGGCUGGCAGAUGGACACCCUGCAGGAGCUCCACUGCAUCUUAGUGGCUGCCCCUGGGGCACCCUCUCAGCCCCCUCCUUUUCUUCUUUACACUCAAUAAAACUGUGUUGCAUCCAA